Messenger RNA from Gossypium raimondii (Peruvian cotton), 1581 nucleotides. RefSeq names its product pumilio homolog 12. The record is from RefSeq and is a predicted model, not a curated record. Gene Ontology annotation, molecular function: mRNA binding. NCBI's taxonomy places the organism in Eukaryota, Viridiplantae, Streptophyta, Magnoliopsida, Malvales, Malvaceae. The transcript has 5 exons. The coding region runs from base 1 to 1581 and encodes 526 amino acids. Gene Ontology annotation, cellular component: cytoplasm. Gene Ontology annotation, biological process: post-transcriptional regulation of gene expression.
AUGGAGCGUAACUCGUAUACACAAGGUCGUCAAAUUGCAUUCAUGGGGGAUCCCACCGAGGAAAACCAGGAAUUCCCCUUUGACGAUAGUUCUUCCACUGGUUUUUCAAACCCUAAUUUCUCCCAAGGGUUACAAGGCCAUCAUGAUGUUCGUGUCUUUGGAUUUCAACAGUCUUCACUCGAUGAUCGUUUCAGUCAAUUGAAUUUAAACGACAUUGAAAACCCCACGAGGAUUGUUGGGUCGGAUUUCGGUCCAGCACCAAUUGGGUUGCUUCAUGAGAAUAGCUUCAAUGGCCGCCAUGUAUUAAGGUCUCUUCCAAGUCAAAACAUGGUCGUCGACCGAUCGCCAAAUUAUUCUCCCAGUACUUUGAUCGAACACAACGUGUUCGACUUCGACACCAACACGCAACGAAGGACUCCGCCUUUCGAACGUCCUUACAACCUGUGCGAUCCGAUGCGGUCCGUCAAUGGCUUCGGAUCUACUUUGAUGCGACCAUCAAUGCAUGAUCAUCAACACCAACCUUUUUAUUCCCCUCCUCCUCGACAGCUUCCUCGAGAGAAUUCGAGUUAUUAUUAUAUUCCGCCGUUGAGGGAGCUGAAAGCUGGGGAUAUUUGCACGGUGGCGAAAGAUCGAGACAGGUGCCUUGCCUUGCAGAAGAAGCUGGAUAAUGAAGUAUUAACGCGUGGGGAAAUCGAUAUGAUUUUCAUGGAAGUGAAAGAUCACUUGCAUGAACUGAUGGUUCAUCGGUUCGCCAAUUAUCUCAUUCAGAAAUUAUUCAAAGCCAUCAACAAUGAACAAAGGACCCAGCUUCUUCUCUUACUCAUUAGGAGCCAUCAAAGGUUCUUUCAAGUUUGCACCAAUCUCUACGGGAGUCGGACAAUUCAAAAAUUUAUUGAGAUAAUCAACAUCCAAGAACAAAGAUGCAUUCUUCUGUCAGCUUUGAAACCUAUUGCUAUUACCUUGGCAAAAGACAGCAAUGGUCAUCAUAUAUUUGAACCAUGCUUGAAAAAAUUCUCGAGUGAAGAAACAAUGCAUCUUAUGGAUGGAAUUAUACAACAUUGUGUGGACAUUGCAAUUAACAAAAGCGGCUGUUGUGCCCUGCAACAAUGUUUGACCCAUGCUAAUGAUGAAGUUAGUGAGCAUUUCUUGGUUCGAAUUGUGGCGAAUGCCCUGUUCCUUUCCGAGGACAAAUAUGGGAACUAUGUUGUACAAUUUGUGCUUCAGAUGGGAUUACCUUGGGUUACAUCAAUGAUAAUAGGGCAGCUUCAAGGGAGCUUUGUGAGCCUUUGUUUUAGCAAGUAUGGCAGCAAUGUGGUUGAGAAAUGUAUGAAAGAAUCAGAGGAACAACUCUCUGCAAGGGUUAUCAUGGAGAUUCUAAAUGAUCCAGAUUAUUUAAAGGUCUUUGGGCAUGACUAUGGCAACUUUGUUAUUCAAUCAGCUUUGUUGGCUUCCAAGGGACAUGCAAAUUUAGGUAUACACAAUGCUAUUCAUUGUCUGAUUCGAAAGCAUUAUUCAUUUCUUCAAAGUUCUCCAUUUGGGAGAAGGAUUUUGAGUGCUGCAUCAAAAUGUCGCAGAAGUUGA